This is a messenger RNA of Lathyrus oleraceus (garden pea), 849 nucleotides long. Its product is annotated as zinc finger protein GIS-like. The record is from RefSeq and is a predicted model, not a curated record. Gene Ontology annotation, biological process: negative regulation of abscisic acid-activated signaling pathway. The coding region runs from base 1 to 849 and encodes 282 amino acids. Lineage: Eukaryota; Viridiplantae; Streptophyta; Magnoliopsida; Fabales; Fabaceae. The transcript has a single exon.
AUGGCUGCAACCUCUGAUCAAUCCUCUGCCACUUUAGAAAAGAACACCAUCAACAACAAAGUGGCAAUAUCAAUGAAGGAGAAGGAUAUUGUAAAACCUCAACCUUCAAACUCCAAAACCUCAACCUUCAAGCUCUCUGAGGAUGCUUCCGUUCGCGGGUCGAAGUUGCAACAACAUAAUUUUAUCAACCCUACAAGGAACAUGAUGGUGGGUUCAUCUUCAUCGAGUUUGGCUAAUAACAACUUUAACAAUGAAAAAAAUAUUAAGAAAGAGUCUUCAAACAAUUUUUCAUGCAAUUUUUGUGGAAGACGAUUUUCUACUCCGCAAGCUUUAGGAGGACAUCAAAACGCUCACAAAAAAGAGCGCGCUUUCGCAAAACAUCGUCAAGAGGUAAACAUUGAUUUUGGAAUUCCUCGUUAUCCUUUUCCUUACUAUACUAAUUAUCCUAGUCUUUCUACGACUCCUUAUCAUGGAUUUGGAUCAUAUAAUAGAGAACUUGGAAUUAAUAUGGGGUCUAUGAUUCACAAGCCAAGGACAAAUUAUUCAUGGACCUUACCUCUUUUUAAGUCAUGUUCUACUUCUGUGUGGACACCAAAGCAAGAGAUGAGAAACUCUUUUUCUAUUGAUGGAUUGAAUAAUGAGAGUUUUACGGAAAAUAAUGGAAAUAAUGUCACUCCAACUUUGAGAAAUAUGUUAAAUUUAGAAGAUGGUGUUGGGGAGUCUUCUAUAACAAUUGCAGCAAAGUCAAAUUCAGCAGAAAAAGUUUCAAUUGGCGAUAAUCAUCACAUUAACAUGGAAGAAGUUUCUGAUUCUAAAUCUUUUGAGCUUGAUUUGUCACUUAAGCUUUAA